Molecule: messenger RNA, 982 nt
Organism: Lotus japonicus
Lineage: Eukaryota; Viridiplantae; Streptophyta; Magnoliopsida; Fabales; Fabaceae
Product: oleosin G
Exons: 1
Coding region: 259-735 (158 amino acids)
Biological process (GO): lipid storage
Cellular component (GO): monolayer-surrounded lipid storage body; membrane
Source: RefSeq, a predicted model, not a curated record
GAUGAUCUAUACCCUCUUGGCCUGAUCUUAGGUGACCAAAAUGAAAACCUCAAACCCCCACCACGUAUCCCUCUUACUUGUCACCAUAAUAGCACCUUCAACCCCCACACCUGUCCCAUUAUCCCACAUUCCCCAUUUUCUAACACUUCUCUAUUCUAUUCUGUUUUAUUCAAUCAAACCUCUUAAUCUCACUUUCACUCCCUCACUCACUCACUCACACUUCAUUUUCAUUUUCAAUCUUCUACCUACCCUACCACCAUGGCUGAUCUUGAUUUCAACCCAAGCUCAGCCUCACACCAACCCACCUCCGCCGCAUUCCUCCGAAGACUCCAACACCACGCUCCCAACUCAACCCAGCUCGCCGGCCUCCUCACCCUCAUGAUCACCGGCGCAAUCCUACUCCUCCUCACCGGCAUCACCUUCGCCGGAAGCGUCAUCGCCCUGAUCUUCUUCUCGCCGUUCAUCGUCGUUUCCAGCCCUAUUUGGGUCCCGGCUGCUACGUUCCUCUUCCUCCUCACCGCCGGGUUCUUGUCCAUGUGCGGUUUCGGUAUCCUCCUCGUGGCUUCGCUCUCGUGGAUGUACCGUUACUUCAGAGGGCUCCACCCGCCCGGGUCGGACCGGGUCGACUACGCUCGGAGCCGGAUUUACGACACGGCGUCUCAUGUGAAAGACUACGCUAGAGAAUACGGUGGGUAUUUGCAGAGUAAGGUGAAAGAUGCUGCACCCGGUGCUUGAUUUUUCUGGUCGAACCAACCGGUUCAGGUUGAGCCGGAUCUGAAUGUUAUGGCUGUGUAAUGUAGAAGCUUCCUUUAUUCUUUUGUUGCUUUUUUCUUUUCUUUCUGGUGUCUGUGACUGUGUGUGUCUGAAACUAUAGUGUUGGUUAAUUACUUUACUUGGUUCCUUCUUCUACCUGACACGUAGUGUUUUGUGUUUUCAUUUUGACUCAGAACCAAGAAUAUAUAUAUGUCCUUUGUUUUAAUCA